AUGGCUGACUUCACCAUACUGGGUGCUAACAACUUCCGCCCAUUCACGCUAGAAUCUUUGGCUGCCAUUGAGAAACGCAUUGCUGCCAAGAAGGAAUGCAAAGACCCGCCCCCUGAAGAUAAGCCCCGCCCUCAGCUGGACCUUCAGGCAUUCCAGAAGCUGCCUGCCCUCUAUGGAAACCCUCCCUCAGAGCUCAUUGGUGAGCCCCUGGAGGAUCUUGAUCCUUACUACCAUGAUCACAAGACAUUCUUGGUGUUGAACAAAGGGAAGACCAUCUUCCGGUUUACAGCCACGCGUGCUUUGUAUAUCUUUAGCCCUUUUCAUUCCCUCCGACGCAAGGUGAUCAAACUUUUGGUACAUCCGUUGUUUACCUGGUUUAUCAUGCUGACCAUUUUAACGAACUGUGUCUUCAUGGCUCUUUCGGAAACUCCAGAAACAACAGAAGAAUCUCAGUGGUCUAAAUACGUGGAGUACACUUUCACGGGCAUUUAUACUUUUGAAUCAAUCAUCAAGAUAUUGGCAAGAGGCUUCUGCUUGAAUGAGUUUACUUUCCUCCGCGACCCGUGGAACUGGCUGGAUUUCAGCGUGAUUGUGAUGGCGUUUGUGGGUGAGUUUGCAAAGCUAGGAAGUGUUUCCGUUCUUCGGAUGUUCCGGGUGCUGAGAGCUUUAAAAACAAUUUCCAUCAUCCCAGGUCUGAAGGUCAUCGUAGGGGCCCUUAUCCAGUCCGUCAAGAAGCUUGCGGAUGUGAUGAUUCUGACGGUUUUCUGCCUGAGCGUCUUUGCCCUCAUCGGCCUUCAGCUCUUUAAGGGACACUUGAGACACAAAUGCGUCAGGAACUACACUGAGUAUCUCCUCCAGAACAAUAUAACAAGGCUUCCUGCUGAUAGUGACACUAUAAGAGAACGGAACUUGACUUUGUAUGAGGAUUUCAUCAAGGACGCAGCCAAUUACAAAUUCAAAAACCACACCAGUGACAUCUUAUUGUGCCACAAUGGUACGGAUAGUGGCCACUGUCCAGAUGAAUACGUAUGCUUGAAGGUUGGCACUAAUCCCGACGAAGGCUUCACAAGCUUCGAUACAUUCGGCUGGGCCUUCCUCUCCUUGUUCCGCCUCAUGACGCAGGAUUACUGGGAACGCCUCUAUCAGCAGAGUCUCAGAAGCUGCUGGAAGAUCUAUAUGCUGUUUUUUGUGCUCGUCAUCUUCCUGGGAUCAUUUUAUCUGGUCAACUUGAUCUUAGCGGUGGUCACGAUGGCCUACGAAGAGCAGAGCAAGGCGACGAUUGCUGAAACGGAGGCGAAAGAGAGGAAAUUCCGCGAAGCCAUGGAGCUGCUGAAGAAAGAGCACGAGGAAUUAACCGCUAGAGAAGAUGACAGCAUCUCUCAUAGUUCAUUGGAAGCAUCGCCCGCGGCAUCCAAGGAGGUGAAAGAAAGAAGCAACAGAAUGAAGAAAAAGAUGUCUCUAGGGAUGGAGGAUUGCGGAGAAGAUCUAAAAAUCCCUAAGUCGCAGUCUGUCGAAAGCCAUCGCAAAUCGGCUCUGUUCAGCCAUAAUUAUGGUCCUAGCUCGAACCCGAUGAAGCGCCGUCCCAGUCACGGAAGCGUGUUCAGCUUCCAUAUCUCUGGGCGCGAGGUGGGCUCAAGGCCCGACGGAGGGGAGGACGAGUCGAGCAGCACCGGGGAGGCCGAGAUCCAGCGUGGUUCGUUUCUGGCUGCCCGGAUGGGGAGACGGCCCAGCGUCCAAAGUCAAGUCAGCUACAGCCCUCAUCCUGGGACUCCAAGCUACACUCAGCCCGGCAGGUGGACCCCGGGAGAUGAUUGCAACGGGAUGGUCUCAUCCUUGGGAGGAGGCGGCGUGAGGUCAUUCAACAUGGACCCCGUUGCUGGGGAAGGGCUGUUGCUUCCCCCAGGGAGGGGAAGCCAUCGCAGAGGUGAUCUGCCGACUCCUUCAUACGAUGAAGCCAACAAGAUACUCCAGUCCCACCGUCUAUCAGUGGACCACUAUAAUCAGCCGCUCCAGAGAGAAAGGGCAGCGAGCGCGGUCAGCGUCAUUACCAGCGCGCUGGAAGAACUUGAAGAAUCCAAACGGAAGUGCCCGCCCUUCUUGAAUGAUCUUGCCCGCAAAUACCUCAUUUGGAACUGUUGCCCACUGUGGGUGAAAAUCAAGACGAAAGUGAACGCGUUUGUUUCGGAUCCUUUUACUGACCUCGUGGUCACCCUUUGCAUUGUGGUGAAUACACUUUUCAUGGCCCUAGAGCACUAUCGAAUGACCACUGGUUUCAAGACCAUGCUCUCAACGGGCAACACGGUUUUUGCAGGGAUUUUUACGGCAGAAAUGGUCCUGAAAAUCAUUGCGAUGGAUCCUUAUUACUAUUUUCAGCAGCGGUCAAAUAUCUUUGACAGUGUGAUCGUCUUCCUGAGCUUGGUGGAAUUGCUCAUUCCCAAAGAAACUACCCAAGGAAAAAGUAGGGGGAAAGGAAGCCUAACGGUCCUGCGGUCACUGAGGCUGUUGCGAGUCUUCAAGUUGGCAAAGUCCUGGCCGACCUUAAACACCCUUAUAAAAAUAAUUUUGAACUCUGUGGAUGCUCUGGGCAACCUCACCCUUGUCCUGGCCAUCAUCGUCUUCAUUUUUGCAGUUGUUGGAAUGCAGCUCUUUGGGACCCACUACAGGCGGAAAAGCGAUGCCAAGAUGGCUGACUUCACCAUACUGGGUGCUAACAACUUCCGCCCAUUCACGCUAGAAUCUUUGGCUGCCAUUGAGAAACGCAUUGCUGCCAAGAAGGAAUGCAAAGACCCGCCCCCUGAAGAUAAGCCCCGCCCUCAGCUGGACCUUCAGGCAUUCCAGAAGCUGCCUGCCCUCUAUGGAAACCCUCCCUCAGAGCUCAUUGGUGAGCCCCUGGAGGAUCUUGAUCCUUACUACCAUGAUCACAAGACAUUCUUGGUGUUGAACAAAGGGAAGACCAUCUUCCGGUUUACAGCCACGCGUGCUUUGUAUAUCUUUAGCCCUUUUCAUUCCCUCCGACGCAAGGUGAUCAAACUUUUGGUACAUCCGUUGUUUACCUGGUUUAUCAUGCUGACCAUUUUAACGAACUGUGUCUUCAUGGCUCUUUCGGAAACUCCAGAAACAACAGAAGAAUCUCAGUGGUCUAAAUACGUGGAGUACACUUUCACGGGCAUUUAUACUUUUGAAUCAAUCAUCAAGAUAUUGGCAAGAGGCUUCUGCUUGAAUGAGUUUACUUUCCUCCGCGACCCGUGGAACUGGCUGGAUUUCAGCGUGAUUGUGAUGGCGUUUGUGGGUGAGUUUGCAAAGCUAGGAAGUGUUUCCGUUCUUCGGAUGUUCCGGGUGCUGAGAGCUUUAAAAACAAUUUCCAUCAUCCCAGGUCUGAAGGUCAUCGUAGGGGCCCUUAUCCAGUCCGUCAAGAAGCUUGCGGAUGUGAUGAUUCUGACGGUUUUCUGCCUGAGCGUCUUUGCCCUCAUCGGCCUUCAGCUCUUUAAGGGACACUUGAGACACAAAUGCGUCAGGAACUACACUGAGUAUCUCCUCCAGAACAAUAUAACAAGGCUUCCUGCUGAUAGUGACACUAUAAGAGAACGGAACUUGACUUUGUAUGAGGAUUUCAUCAAGGACGCAGCCAAUUACAAAUUCAAAAACCACACCAGUGACAUCUUAUUGUGCCACAAUGGUACGGAUAGUGGCCACUGUCCAGAUGAAUACGUAUGCUUGAAGGUUGGCACUAAUCCCGACGAAGGCUUCACAAGCUUCGAUACAUUCGGCUGGGCCUUCCUCUCCUUGUUCCGCCUCAUGACGCAGGAUUACUGGGAACGCCUCUAUCAGCAGACCCUCAGAGCCGCUGGGAAGAUCUAUAUGCUGUUUUUUGUGCUCGUCAUCUUCCUGGGAUCAUUUUAUCUGGUCAACUUGAUCUUAGCGGUGGUCACGAUGGCCUACGAAGAGCAGAGCAAGGCGACGAUUGCUGAAACGGAGGCGAAAGAGAGGAAAUUCCGCGAAGCCAUGGAGCUGCUGAAGAAAGAGCACGAGGAAUUAACCGCUAGAGAAGAUGACAGCAUCUCUCAUAGUUCAUUGGAAGCAUCGCCCGCGGCAUCCAAGGAGGUGAAAGAAAGAAGCAACAGAAUGAAGAAAAAGAUGUCUCUAGGGAUGGAGGAUUACGGAGAAGAUCUAAAAAUCCCUAAGUCGCAGUCUGUUGAAAGCCAUCGCAAAUCGGCUCUGUUCAGCCAUAAUUAUGGUCCUAGCUCGAACCCGAUGAAGCGCCGUCCCAGUCACGGAAGCGUGUUCAGCUUCCAUAUCUCCGGGCGCGAGGUGGGCUCAAGGCCCGACGGAGGGGAGGACGAGUCGAGCAGCACCGGGGAGGCCGAGAUCCAGCGUGGUUCGUUUCUGGCUGCCCGGAUGGGGAGACGGCCCAGCGUCCAAAGUCAAGUCAGCUACGGCCCUCAUCCUGGGACUCCAAGCUACACUCAGCCCGGCAGGUGGACCCCGGGAGAUGAUUGCAACGGGAUGGUCUCAUCCUUGGGAGGAGGCGGCGUGAGGUCAUUCAACACGGACCCCGUUGCUGGGGAAGGGCUGUUGCUUCCCCCAGGGAGGGGAAGCCAUCGCAGAGGUGAUCUGCCGACUCCUUCAUACGAUGAAGCCAACAAGAUACUUCAGGCCCACCGUCUAUCAGUGGACCAUUAUAAUCAGCCGCUCCAGAGAGAAAGGGCAGCGAGCGCGGUCAGCGUCAUUACCAGCGCGCUGGAAGAACUUGAAGAAUCCAAACGGAAGUGCCCGCCCUUCUUGAAUGAUCUUGCCCGCAAAUACCUCAUUUGGAACUGUUGCCCACUGUGGGUGAAAAUCAAGACGAAAGUGAACGCAUUUGUUUCGGAUCCUUUUACUGACCUCGUGGUCACCCUUUGCAUUGUGGUGAAUACACUUUUCAUGGCCCUAGAGCACUAUCGAAUGACCACUGGUUUCAAGACCAUGCUCUCAACGGGCAACACGGUCUUUGCAGGGAUUUUUACAGCAGAAAUGGUGCUGAAAAUCAUUGCGAUGGAUCCUUAUUACUAUUUUCAGCAGCGGUCAAAUAUCUUUGACAGUGUGAUCGUCUUCCUGAGCUUGGUGGAAUUGCUCAUUCCCAAAGAAACUACCCAAGGAAAAAGUAGGGGGAAAGGAAGCCUAACGGUCCUGCGGUCACUGAGGCUGUUGCGAGUCUUCAAGUUGGCAAAGUCCUGGCCGACCUUAAACACCCUUAUAAAAAUAAUUUUGAACUCUGUGGAUGCUCUGGGCAACCUCACCCUUGUCCUGGCCAUCAUCGUCUUCAUUUUUGCAGUUGUUGGAAUGCAGCUCUUUGGGACCCACUACAGGCGGAAGUACGGCAAUAAAACCGGUUGGGACCAACCGCGUUGGCACAUGAUGGAUUUUUUCCACUCCUUCCUCGUCAUCUUCCGAAUUUUAUGCGGCGAAUGGAUCGAGACAAUGUGGGAUUGCAUGACAAUCGCUUACGUGCCUCUCUGCCUGCUUGUCUUCUUGUUGGUCAUGGUGAUUGGGAACUUAGUGGUUCUCAAUUUAUUCAUUGCCCUGCUGCUGAACUCCUUCAGCGCAGACAACCUUCAACUCCCAGAAGACGACAAAGAAAUGAACAACCUGCAGAUCGCCUUUGCCCGGAUCCACAAGGGCCUUGACGUUGCAAAGCACGCCCUGCUGGCUUUCUGUUUCAAAGUGCUCAGGUACCCGCGAAAGGCAUCGCAAAAGAAGGUCAAAUGCGAUUUAGAGAAAAACGGGGAGGAGCACAAAAAAGACGGCGAGGUUGCCGAGAACGGCAAAGUGGGCAACGAGAUCCACGGGAGCAGGGGGCGUGAGAAAAAUGGAGUGAGGUGCUCGGCUGAUGUCCUGGAAGAUUUCAUCACCAACCCCAGGAUGUUUGUCUGCGUUCCUAUUGCUGAGGCUGAGUCCGAUAGCGAGGAUUCCGAAGAUGCUGGUGAUAAGCAAGAAGCUGUGGUGGAGAUAGACUAUAAUAAGCAGAAGACGGACAGCAGCAGUUCUUCAGAAGGCAGCACUGUGGACCUAACAGAUCCCGAGGAACGGUUGAAGCAUAAUCCUGAAUUCACUGAGAACUCAAAGGAGCCAGAGGAUUGUUUCCCAGAAAGACUCACUCAGCGUUUUCCUCGGUGUUCAGCGAACACCGCAAAGUUUCCAGGCAAAGUUUGGUGGAAUCUCAGAAAGACAUGCUACCGAAUCGUCGAACACAACUGGUUCGAGAGCUUCAUCGUGUUCAUGAUUCUGCUGAGCAGCGGGGCUUUGGCAUUUGAAGACGUACACUUGAACGAGAGAGGCAAUGUUAAAAUUAUGCUCGAAUACGCUGACAAGAUAUUCACUUACAUCUUUAUCUUGGAGAUGCUGUUGAAAUGGGUGGCUUAUGGGUUCUACAAAUAUUUCACAAACGCUUGGUGUUGGCUUGAUUUCCUAAUUGUGGAUGUCUCUGUAGUAACUCUCAUAGCCACUUUGGCUAAGAAAUCGGACAUGGGCCCCAUGAAAUCCCUCCGGACCCUACGAGCCUUGAGGCCGUUAAGAGCCCUAUCACGAUUUGAAGGGAUGAGGGUGGUGGUUAAUGCUUUGGUUGGAGCUAUCCCUUCCAUCAUGAACGUUCUCUUGGUCUGCCUCAUUUUCUGGCUUAUCUUCAGCAUUGUGGGAGUCAACCUUUUCUCUGGGAAGUUUGGGAAAUGCAUUAACUUUACGGAAGAGAAUGCCAGAUUAAACAUCAAUAUUACUAACAGGAUCCAAUGCCAGCUAUACAAUGACACUGGAAGAAUAUACUGGACAACAGUUAAAGUGAACUUUAAUAAUGUUGGCUCUGGUUAUUUGGCUCUCCUUCAAGUGGCAACAUUCAAAGGUUGGAUGGAAAUAAUGUACGCGGCAGUUGAUGCAACAGGAGACGAACGUCAGCCAGUUUUUGAAAACAGCGUAUACAUGUAUAUGUAUUUUGUGAUUUUUAUCAUCUUUGGAUCGUUCUUCACUAUGAACCUUUUCGUUGGUGUCAUUAUCGACAAUUUUAAUCAGCAAAAGAAAAAGAUAAGUGGAGAAGACAUUUUUAUGACGGAGGAGCAGAAAAAAUACUACAACGCCAUGAAGAAACUGGGAUCCAAGAAACCUCAAAAGCCCAUCCCAAGACCCCUGAACAAAUACCAAGGAUUCAUCUAUGACAUUGUCACUCGCCAAGCUUUUGAUGUCGCCAUCAUGGUCCUCAUUUGCCUUAAUAUGGUCACCAUGAUGGUGGAAACAGACGACCAGUCCCCAGAGAAGUCGUACGUCCUUAACAAAAUCAACAUUCUCUUCAUCACCAUCUUCACGGCGGAGUGCGUCAUGAAGAUGGUAGCUCUGAGAUACUACUUCUUCACUAACGGAUGGAAUAUUUUUGACUUGGUGGUCGUGAUCAUGUCCAUUGUUGGCAGCGUGCUUUCCGGCCUCGUGGUUUCUUUCUCGCCCACGCUUUUCCGGGUGAUCCGCUUGGUUCGGAUCGGGCGAAUACUCCGGCUCAUUCGAUCCGCCAGAGGAAUCCGGACUCUCCUUUUUGCCUUGAUGAUGUCCCUCCCUGCCCUGUUCAAUAUCGGCCUCCUGCUUUUCUUGGUCAUGUUCAUUUAUGCAGUUUUUGGCAUGGCCAACUUUGCCUAUGUUAUAAGGGAGGCCGGGAUUGACGACAUGUUCAAUUUUGAGACCUUCGGCAACAGCAUGAUCUGUCUCUUCCAAAUCACCACUUCCGCUGGCUGGGAUGGCCUGCUGAGCCCCAUAUUGAACACGGGCCCACCAUACUGUGAUCCAGGUGUCAACUGUGGGAACCCUGCAGUGGGCAUAAUAUUCUUUGUGACGUACAUCAUCAUCUCCUUUCUCAUUGUUGUGAACAUGUACAUCGCCGUUAUUUUAGAGAACUUCAACGUGGCCACAGAGGAGAGUACUGAACCUUUAGGAGAUGAUGAUUUUGAGAUGUUUUACGAAGUGUGGGAGAAAUUUGACCCGAAAGCGACCCAGUUCAUCACGUACUCUAAACUCUCCGACUUCGCAAAUACUCUGUCAGAUCCUCUACGCAUCCCCAAGCCAAACACGCUGGAACUGGUUGCAAUGAAUCUUCCCAUGGUGAGUGGUGAAAAGAUCCACUGCUUGGACAUCCUGUUUGCCUUCACAAAAAGGGUGCUUGGGGACUCGGAGGGGAUGGACACUCUGAAAGUACAGAUGGAGGAAAAAUUCAUGGUGGCCAACCCAUCCAAAGCUUCUUAUGAGCCUAUCAACACCACCCUGAAAUGGAAACAAGAAGAGGCAUCUGCCACAGUGAUCCAGAGGGCCUUUCGGGUUUAUUUGCUCCAGAGGUCCAUGAAACAGGCCAGCUUCUUACACCGCCGCGAAACUUGCGACGGUGAUGUCCUUGAACAAGAUGCUCCAGAGAAAGGAGGUCUCCUCUUGCUGACGAUGAAUCAAAACUAUGUCCGAAGUCCCGACAAAUCCCAAACGCCCUCCUUAGAAUCUAUCCCUCCAUCUUACAGCACCGUUACUGGAGCCGCUGAUGAUGGCCCUGAGAAGGAAACAAAAGAAUCUCCCAAAAGAUACGACCCCAAGGACAGUCAGCCAUCUGCAGACAAAGGCAAGGAGUCCAGCAUGUAA
Messenger RNA from Heteronotia binoei (common prickly gecko), 8631 nucleotides. Its product is annotated as sodium channel protein type 5 subunit alpha-like. Gene Ontology annotation, biological process: sodium ion transmembrane transport; neuronal action potential; membrane depolarization during action potential. The transcript is spliced from 42 exons. Gene Ontology annotation, molecular function: protein binding; voltage-gated sodium channel activity. Gene Ontology annotation, cellular component: voltage-gated sodium channel complex; plasma membrane; axon. Lineage: Eukaryota; Metazoa; Chordata; Lepidosauria; Squamata; Gekkonidae. Bases 1 to 8631 code for a protein of 2876 amino acids. The record is from RefSeq and is a predicted model, not a curated record.